CAGAUCUCAAUGUUUUUGAUUUGAAGAGAUUUGAAUCUUCUUUUAUAUAAAUAAAAUCAAAUAAGAAUAAUAACCGUCCUUCCCUCACUCAACACAAUAUCCGCUGUGGUUGUGAGAAUGCCCUCGACAGAAACCGAUCUCGAUCUCCGACGUUCAUCUCUGCAGCCAAGCAAUCUUGGCGGUGCUAUCAGUAACGAGUACAGUUUUGCUGACGUUAAUAACCUGGAGCACUGUGCCAAGUACCUCAACCAAACACUCGUCACAUUUGGAUUCCCUGCCUCGCUUGAUCUCUUUGCCAAUGACCCAAUUUCAAUCGCAAGGACAUGCAAUUGUGUAUAUGCUUUGUUGCAGCAGAGACAAAGGGAUAUAUCAUUUAGGGAGUCUGCAAAUGAGCAGCGACAGAGACUUUUGUCAGACAUAUCCAGAUUAGAGUCCAAAGGGGAGAGGCUGGACUUAGAGUUACAAGGCAAAGAUAGAGAGAUUGCAACGCUUACUCGAGAGAAUGGUAAAGCUGUUGCAGCAUUGAAGGCUCAUAUUGAGAAGCUGCAGAAGGAAAGAGAUGAAUUUCAAAAAAUGGUUCUUGGUAAUCAGCAAGUAAGAACUCAACAGGUAUAUGAGAUGAAGAAAAGGGAAAAGGAGUACAUGAAGUUGCAGGAGAGGUUAAAUCAAGUGGUGAUGGAGAAAAAAAAGGAAUCUAGAUCAGGCAUGGAAAUAAUGAACUUACUUCAGAAAGAAGGACGGCAGAGAGGCACAUGGAAUGCAAAGAAGGCUGAUAAUGACUUCUAUAAGAAGAUUGGCCUCAAGACCUGAUUCAUCAAAGCUUGGAAGGUGGAAGGUGCGUUUGUCAGUCCAAAGGGCUUACCAGGUGGAUGCUUAUGAAGUGAAAAAUCAAGAACUAGCAUCAGAAAAUGCUGAUUUAAGAGCAUUGCUACGCUCAAUGCAGGCAGACAUGCGUGGGUUCCUGAAUGCUCCAAAUGGUGCUUCUAAACAGUCUGCAGUAAAUGAAAGGCUAGAAUCAGAUGUUUCUCAAUCUCCCUUGGGUGGCAGAACAGACGUGUUUGAUUUGCCUCUGCACAUGGCUAGAGAUCAAAUUGAAGAAAGUCUCCGUACAAAAAUGGCUUCAAUUAGGGAGCGUAUGCUUCAGCUCCAAGAUGAUAAAAAAGGAGCAGAACUAACUACUGAAGUGACAGAAAGAGAACUUGAGUUGGAAGCACAACUUGUUGAGGCUAGGAGCAUUAUCCAAGAACACGUACAUAUGACGGUGUUCAAGAGGCGUUAGAAGACAAGAAGUGGAAAAAUGCUAUGGACGAGGAGAUGAAGUCAAUCAUGAAGAAUGAUACUUGGGAGUUAGCUACGCUACCAAAGGGGCACAAGGUUAUCUGCACUAAAUGGGUAUACAAAACAAAGAAAAAUGCCAAAGGAGAAAUUGAAAGGUACAAGCAAAGAGGCCGAUAUCGACUAUGACGAGGCAUCAAUAAUGUCUAAGCAUCUUCCAAAUUCUGAGAGGCCAAGGAGGUUAAGUGCGCAUUUCAAUUCGGAGAGGGAAUUAGUUGUUUCUUCACCUUCUGAGUGCUAGACUGUCCGUCCUCCUUUAUGAGGCUACAAGGCUGGGGAGAGAAGUGAAGUGUGAUGGGGAUGUCAAAAGCUCAAAAUCUCUCUCUUGAUAGCUGGUAUGAUGAUGACUCACUCAUAUGGCUGACAGGCGGGCGCGUGGGCUGGCAUACUCGAAAAAUUGAACAUGAGGCAUUUUGUUUUUUAUUUUAUUGUGCGCACGUGAGAUCAGUAGCUCAGUAAUCAAUGAGUUAAGUACUUUUACCAGCUAGCUAAUUUUAUUUCUAACUUUGUGUUACUGAAGAUGAAAUUACUUAUCAUCUACUCCCUCCAUAUUUAUUUACUUUCAACAUUUUCCUUUUUCAGAAAUAUUUUACGUAGGGAUGGACUCGGUUCGGGCCUUGAACCGUCCGGGCCUCGGUUCAAGGUAUGGGAGGCAUGGAACCGGCCUGGGCCUCGGUUCUAUUUUUUUUUUUUGGCUUUUCCUAAUUAACCCCCAACCCCCCAUCACCCCAAACCAACCCUAACCACCUCAAAUGGCCCAAAAUACCCAGCCCAACCCAAAAACAUAAAAAAAAAUUCAAAAAAAAAAAAAGAAAUUGGCCCAGUCUGGGCCAAAACCGGGCCGGUUCACCUUUUGAAGGGCCUGAGCCCGAACCGAGAUCCCACCGGGCCGGGUGGCCCGAACCGGCCAACCAACCGGUUCACCGGGCCGGUCCGGUUGGCCCGGCCCGAGUCCACCCCUAAUUUUACAUAGUAUUACAUUAAGCACUUUCUUAUUUAGUUAUGUUUUUUCAUCUACAAAUUGAUAAAUACUGUCGUCUACUUUUUAAUCUCCACUCUCAUACUUAU
Molecule: messenger RNA, 2403 nt
Organism: Cuscuta europaea
Lineage: Eukaryota; Viridiplantae; Streptophyta; Magnoliopsida; Solanales; Convolvulaceae
Source: the annotation of a GenBank genome assembly